AUACCAGUAGAAAUAAAUGGUUUGGUGCGGAACUAAAAUCUCGGUCAGCUGUCACCCGAGGUAUUUGAAACGAGGACGAAAAUGCCUAGUUCCUGUCCAACUUCCUUCAAAGAUAUUGGUUUCCAAUAUUAACAGACGUUUCAUCCAUACCUGUGUAAUUUUUCGGAUUCAAUACGAGUUUGGAUCUGGCGUGUGUCUUUCCCGCUUUGAUCACUCAUCAUGAUGCGUUACUGGGGUGAGAUCCCCGGGCCUGCAGGGGCUCCCCCCAGUCGCAGCUCCUUUGACUUGCUCCAGCGUGAGUUCCGCUCAGUGGAGAUGCAGGACCCUCCCUUGCACCAGCCCUCCGCCCAGCGUCCGCGGCCCACCACGAUGUUGGACAUCCCCUCAGAGCCCUGCAGCCUCACCAUCCACACAGUGCAGCUGUGUCAGCAUACCCGCCGCCUCCGUGGCCUCUUGUCAGCGGCCCAGGGUCAAAGCUCCUCAUCCUCUGAGGGUGGCAGCAGGCUGGAAGAGGCUGAUACCAACCUGCCCCUGCGUCCUCCCACCCCACCUGUCAUACCAGAUGAUUUGCUACCUGUGGACAGCAAAGCCCCGCGACAGCCCUUCUUGCUUCGCCACAGUGACCCUGAAAGUGACUUCUAUAAGGGUAAAGGUGAGCCUGUCACAGAGCUGAGUUGGCCCUCCUGCAGGCCGCUCCUCUAUCAGUCAGUGGCCACCAUCUUGGCCCACGCUGGCUUUGAGUUGGCCCAGGAGAGCGUGCUGGAGACCCUGACCGACCUGGUACAUGAGCACUACCUGCGCCUCUCCCGCAUGUUGCGGGUGGCGGUGGACCGGGAGGCUCGACUAGGAGCGAGUCCCUUUCCCGACGUGGUAGAGCAAGUGUUCCAUGAGGUGGGCAUUGGCAGCGUGCUGGCCCUGCAGCGCUUCUGGCAAGUGCGGAUCAAGGACUAUCACAGCUACAUGCUGCAGGUGAGUAAAGAUCUGUCGGAGGAGUAUGAACGACUGGUGAACCCAGAGAAGGCCCUGGAGGACUCUAAGCCCCCGAGGAUCAAGGAGGAGCCCAUGAGUGACAUCUCCUUCCCUGUCAUCGAGGAGCCUGAGGCCGACCUGGCCUCCGGGGACCAAGCUCUGCCCAUGGGGGUCCUCGGGGCUCACGGCGAGAGGCUGGCUUCAGGCCUGGAUGGUGACCAUUCUCCUCACACCUCAGGUGGGGUCGGGGCCAACAACUCCCCACUGUGGCCGCAGGUCAAGAUGGAGCCGCAGGAUGGCGAGGAGGGCCAGGGUGCUGGCCACCACCACCAUCACCAUCACCACGCUGUCUUGGGCGGAGAUGUCUUCGAGGAGGGGGGGCCCAUGUCCACCAUGAGCGAGUCAGGUGGAGCCAUGGCGUCGUCUCCCGGAGGCGCGACGUCAGAGACAAGCUACGCCUCGCACUCGCCCGACUCUUUGAUGAGCACCUCGCCCGUCUUUAACCAAAGACCCAAGAAACGGGCGAAGAAGAUGUGAGGCCGUAUAUGAGAAGUGGACUCUGAACUCACCAGCAAGUCUUCCACAGUCGUCAUCCUGCGAUGAAAGAAAGCAACAAUCUGACAGAACAAACACACGGCAGCUGUUGAGAUCAUGGCAACUUUACAAACUGACUGAGACAUUGUCAUGAUCGAACUGAGCUGAUGUGGGAAACAAUUAUGUAGUUUAUGUUUAUGUUUGUAUGAGUGUGUAUAGUUUCUCUCAAAAUAGCUGUUGCCAUGGAAUAUAUAAUUGAGUUUAUUCAAAGAAUAAACAUCUUUUGAAGUAUCA
Cottoperca gobio is the source of this 1797-nucleotide messenger RNA. It is a transcript of the gene supt7l, whose product is annotated as SPT7 like, STAGA complex subunit gamma. Gene Ontology annotation, molecular function: protein heterodimerization activity; transcription coactivator activity. Lineage: Eukaryota; Metazoa; Chordata; Actinopteri; Perciformes; Bovichtidae. Gene Ontology annotation, cellular component: SAGA complex. Bases 220 to 1506 code for a protein of 428 amino acids. The transcript is spliced from 5 exons. The record is from RefSeq and is a predicted model, not a curated record.